AUGGCAAGAAAGAAAUUUAGUGGCUUAGAAAUCUCUCUGAUUGUCCUCUUUGCCAUAGUUACCAUAAUAGCAAUUGCCCUAGUUGUUGUUUUAGCAACGAGGACACCUGCUGUUGAAGAAAUUAGUGAUUCUACUUCAAGUCCAGCUGCGACUCCAUAUCCUUCUGGUUCAGGAAAUUGUCCAAAUGACAUAAAUGAUCCUGUCAAUGUGAGAAUAAACUGCAUUCCAGAACAAUUUCCAACACAGGUCUGCAACAAAGUCCUUAAUAUUUUUUAUGAAUAUAUGUUUGACACCAGCGUUGGCCCCCUGGUGUACUCUGACCAGUAUUUACAGAUCUCCACCAGACUUCCCAGUGAAUAUAUUUAUGGCAUUGGGGAACAUAUUCAUAAGAGAUUUCGUCAUGAUUUAUACUGGAAAACAUGGCCAAUCUUUACUCGAGAUCAACUUCCUGGUGAUAAUAAUAAUAAUUUAUACGGCCAUCAAACAUUCUUUACAUGCAUUGAAGAUACUACUGGAAAGUCAUUUGGUGUUUUUUUAAUGAACAGCAAUGCAAUGGAAAUUUUCAUCCAGCCUACCCCUAUAGUAACUUACAGAGUUACUGGUGGCAUUCUGGAUUUUUACAUCUUUCUGGGAGAUACACCAGAACAAGUAGUUCAACAAUAUCAAGAGGAUACACAGAUCACUGAUAUUGACUAUAUGGAAGACAAGAAAGAUUUUACUUAUGAUGAAGUUGCAUUUAAAGGGCUCCCCGAAUUUGUUCAAGAUUUGCAUGACCAUGGACAGAAAUAUGUCAUCAUCUUGGAUCCUGCAAUUUCCAUAGAUAAACUUGCUAAUGGAGCAGCAUAUGAACCCUAUGACAGGGGAAAUGCAGCAGGUGUGUGGGUAAAUGAGUCAGAUGGAACUACAGCAAUUAUUGGAGAGGUAUGGCCAGGAUUAACAGUAUACCCUGAUUUCACUAGUCCAAGCUGCAUAGAUUGGUGGGCAAAUGAAUGCAGUAUUUUCUAUCAAAAAGUGAAUUAUGAUGGACUUUGGAUUGACAUGAAUGAAGUUUCCAGCUUUGUUCAAGGCUCAAAGAAAGGAUGCGCUCACGACACGUUGAAUUAUCCGCCUUUUACUCCAGAUAUUCUCGACAAACUCAUGUAUUCUAAAACAAUUUGCAUGGAUGCCGUGCAGUACUGGGGGAAACAGUAUGAUGUUCAUAGCCUCUAUGGAUACAGCAUGGCUAUAGCCACAGAGAAAGCUAUACAAAAAGUUUUUCCUAAUAAGAGAAGCUUCAUUCUUACCCGGUCAACGUUUGCUGGCUCUGGACACUAUGCUGCACAUUGGUUAGGAGACAAUACUGCUUCAUGGGAACAAAUGGAAUGGUCUAUCGCUGGAAUGUUAGAAUUCAGUUUGUUUGGAAUACCUUUGGUUGGAGCAGAUAUCUGUGGAUUUGUGGGUGAUACCACAGAAGAGCUUUGCAGAAGAUGGAUGCAACUUGGGGCAUUUUAUCCAUUCGCCAGAAACCAUAAUGGCGAUGAAUAUGAGCAUCAGGAUCCUGCAUUUUUUGGACAGAAUUCACUUUUGGUUACUUCAUCAAGGAACUAUUUAACUAUUCGCUACACCUUAUUACCUUUCCUCUAUACUCUGUUUUAUAAAGCCCAUAUGUUUGGAGAAACAGUAGCAAGGCCAGUUCUUCAUGAGUUUUAUGAGGAUACAAACAGCUGGGUUGAGGACACUGAGUUUUUGUGGGGCCCAUCAUUACUUAUUACUCCUGUUUUAAAACAGGGAGCAGAUACAGUGAGUGCAUAUAUCCCUGAUGCUACUUGGUAUGAUUAUGAAACUGGUGCAAAAAGGCCUUGGCGAAAACAACGUGUUGAUAUGUAUCUUCCAGCAGACAAAAUAGGAUUACAUCUUAGAGGAGGUUAUAUCAUCCCCAUUCAACAACCAGAUGUAACAACAACAGCAAGCCGUAAGAAUCCCCUAGGACUUAUAAUAGCGUUAGAUGAAAAUAACACAGCAAAAGGAGACCUUUUCUGGGAUGAUGGAGAAACUACAAGUAAGUUUCAAAGUAAUAUACUUUUAAAUUGUAUAAUAAAUAUUACAUACUUUUUUUCCCAGAACGCUUUAAGUAUUACAUGCACACAUUCAUCAUACCAGGAAGGAACUACCUUAGCAUUUGAGACAAUAAAAGUUCUUGGGUUGACAGACACUGUUACAGAAGUUCAAGUGGCAGAAAACAAUCAACCAAUGAAUGCUCACAAUAAUUUUACUUAUGAUGCUUCAAACCAGGCUACUUCUGGAUCCAAAGCACCUAAUUGUUACUUUCCAAGAGAAGACAACCCUUAUUUAGUCAAGUCAACUCAGUAUUCAUCAAUGGGUAUUACAGCUGACCUCCAAUUAAAUACUGCAAAUGCCAGAAUAAAGCUACCUUCUGAACCCAUCUCAACUCUUCGUGUGGAGGUGAAAUAUCACAAAAAUGAAAUGUUGCAGUUUAAG
This is a messenger RNA of Propithecus coquereli (Coquerel's sifaka), 2478 nucleotides long. It is a transcript of the gene SI, whose product is annotated as sucrase-isomaltase (alpha-glucosidase). The annotation marks the transcript as partial. The transcript has 19 exons. NCBI's taxonomy places the organism in Eukaryota, Metazoa, Chordata, Mammalia, Primates, Indriidae. The record is from RefSeq and is a predicted model, not a curated record. Gene Ontology annotation, biological process: carbohydrate metabolic process. Gene Ontology annotation, molecular function: alpha-1,4-glucosidase activity; carbohydrate binding.